Triticum turgidum subsp. durum (durum wheat) is the source of this 1029-nucleotide messenger RNA. The record is from the annotation of a GenBank genome assembly. Lineage: Eukaryota; Viridiplantae; Streptophyta; Magnoliopsida; Poales; Poaceae.
AUGUCUGAUGACUCAAGGACUGUCCCUCAGGAGCAGCUCCCCUCCGACAACCUCCACCCGCCGCCAAUGCCGGUGAUCAACGUGGGUCACCUCAACCUUGACCCAGCGACACGAGCUCGUGUGGUUGAAGAUAUUACCAAAGCAUGCCGUGAUCUAGGAUACUUCCAGAUUAUAAACCAUGGGAUCAGUCAAUCUGUCAUGGAUGGAGCUGUUGAAGCAGCUUCAGAUUUCUUCAAACUGCCAAGUGAGACAAAGGAAGAGUUUGCAUCAGACGACCUCCGACGGCCUGUUAGAUAUGACACCAGCUCAAAGGACGGCAUUAGUAUGUCACGGGCAUACCUAAAGCAUUAUGCCCAUCCCCUGAGUGAAUGGAUGCAAUAUUGGCCGGAAAACCCCCCAAUCUACAGGCAAAAUACUUUCUAUAAAUCUUCUUGCAAUCCUGAACUACAGGAGUAUAUGGGAAAUUUUGCUACUGAAGUAAGGAGGGUGGCCUUACAACUAAUGGAAGCCAUACUAGAAGGCCUAGGAUUGGGUAAGGGUUACCAGCAUGAGAAAUUUGAGCAAGGACUGCAGCUAAUGUCAGUGAAUUGCUACCCGAAAGAAUCAGAAGGUGAUACAGCGAUAGGGCUGGCGCCGCAUUCCGAUUAUGGAUUCCUCACCAUCUUGUUCACAAGUUGUCGAGGCCUGGAGGUCGUCGACCGCAACAGCAACAGCUGGAAAGUGGUCCAGCCACUGCCACAUGCAUUGCAUGUCCACGUAGGAGACCACAUGGAAGUCCUGAGCAAUGGCAAAAUCAAGACUGUUGUGCACCGAGCUGUUCUGAAUCCUGAAGAGGCAAGGAUCUCCAUGGCCAGCAUUAAUGGUUUUGCAAUGCAUGAGAAGGUCUCCAGUGCCAGAGAGCUCGUGAACGAGCAGAAUCCUGAAAAGUACAACGCGAGCAGUUUUAAUGACUUCCUCGACUAUCUCACAAGCAAUCUGGACAACAAGCACCGGAACUUUCUUGAGAGCCUUAGGAUGCAAGGGGCGUAG